Mercurialis annua (annual mercury) is the source of this 1534-nucleotide messenger RNA. Its product is annotated as protein NETWORKED 3C-like. Gene Ontology annotation, cellular component: vacuolar membrane. Bases 493 to 1314 code for a protein of 273 amino acids. Gene Ontology annotation, molecular function: actin binding. The transcript is spliced from 3 exons. The record is from RefSeq and is a predicted model, not a curated record. Lineage: Eukaryota; Viridiplantae; Streptophyta; Magnoliopsida; Malpighiales; Euphorbiaceae.
AAAUCGAAAACAUUAAUCAUUUCAAAGCAAAAACACACCCUUUAGUUCUGUCUGUGUAUACAUACUGAGUUAGCUACUAAGCAAAUCGUAGCAGAGACAGAAAUAAAAAAACAGAGACUCCAUUGUAGUCUACUCAGUAACUCAGGUGCACUGUCUUUAAUUUUUUUUUUAAUUUUUUUAAGGUGACUCAGUGUUUUUGAAAUUUUGUGGGUUUAUUUUCCCUCCUUGAAGUAAUGGAGUAAUGACUAAACUAGCCCUGUUUAAUUGCUGAGUUUCAUUAAUGCGGUGAUGGCCAAAGAUGUCAUUAGAGUGUUUUUGUAGUUGCGGAAAAGGACAAUAACCUCAAGAGGUAACGUUCGUUGGUUUCUGCGGAUUUUAGGGUGUUGGAGACAAAAAUAUUGAAAUCUGUUUCCUUUUUGAUUUUUGGGUUUGUUUUUGUUUUGUGUUAUAUGUUUGUGUUAGAAAAAGGAAGAGAGAAUUAGAGAGUUGAAGAUGGUGGAGAUGAGAAAGAAAGAAAGUUCACAGUGGUGGUGGUUUGAUUCACACCACACUUCACUCUGCUCUCCAUGGCUGCAAUCAACUCUUGGCGAGCUUGACAAGAAGACAAAGGCAAUGCUGAAACUGAUAGAGCAAGAUGCAGAUUCCUUUGCUCAACGUGCAGAGAUGUUUUAUAAGAAACGACCCGAGUUAAUUAACUUGGUUGAAGAUUUCUACAGAACUCAUCGCUCAUUAGCAGAAAGAUACGAUCAACUAAAGUCCGACUCUGGAAACCGCCUCCUAACAACUCUAGGAUCGCCCUUUUCGAACAAAUAUGAAUCCCAGAAGUUUAUGGUUGGAACAGAGCGAAGCUACGACAGUCAUUCUGAAACUUAUGACCUCGAGUCGGAUUCUGCUGAGUCUGAAAUCGAUGAUCCUGAACCAGAAGAUGAAACUCAAUCUGCAGAAGAGAUGGGAGAAAACAAUGAUCCUGAAGAACAAGAAAAAAUUGGAGAUACUGACAAAACUGAAACGAAGACAGAAACAAAAGACGAGGAAGUGAUGAAGCUGCGGGAAGAAAUAGAAAGACUCGAGGAAGAGAAGAGGAUCCAGAAGGAACAACUUCUGCAGAAAGAUGAAGAGAAGAGAGAAGUAAUAAGACAGCUCAGUUUCGCGAUGGAAGCUAUUAAGCUAGAGAAUGUGAAGCUGAGGAAGUGUGUAGCCAGAGAUUCCUCCAAGAAAACGACCGGUUUUGAUUUCGAUAAGCUGAAAGAGGUUUUUUCGGGAAAGUUUUUCGUUGGAUCUUCAAGAAAUCGUGUUACCGCUAUAGCUCUCUAGACAAACAAGUAGAUUGUAGAACACAGUUUACAUGUAAUCUUCAAGAACUUGUAUCACCGCAAUAGCUCUCUAGCCAAAGAAGUAGAUUGUAGAACACAGUUUACAUGUAGUAUAGUGUGUAAAUCACAAGUUUUUUCCUGUUCAGCUUAAUUUAGGAGGUCUAUAUAGUGUUUGUAAACCGUUUUUGUGAUAUCAAUGUAGUCUUAUCUUUUUCUAAUCA